UUGUGCAUUUUUGUCUUCACUACAUACAUCAAUUUUAUUCCACUAUUAGUAUUAUUAUUAUUACAGCAGGCUCCCUAUUAGUAUUACCCAUCCCUAGCUCUGCAGAACCGACGGUGCUCUGUGCUUGGGCCAGUAACCAGUAACAGUAAUACUAGAAGUAACAGUUGGGGGGCGGCUGUACCAGUACAGUGUAACGCUUGAAAACUGGCAAUGUCGGCGGUGACAGCUGCGUUUCUGCUGGCGAUUUUCUGCUUCGCCGGCCAAGCGAGAAGUGCGCAGAGUGCUGCAGCCAGCAUAGGGGAAGUAGUUGACCCGCUGCCACACAUUGUGUUCGUCGUGGCGGAUGAUCUGGGGUUCCACGACCUGGGUUUCCGCGGCACGCGCAUCAAGACUCCCAACCUGGACAGUUUGGCCCUGGGCGGUGUGGUGUUGGAGCAGUAUUAUGUACAACCGGUGUGUACACCAAGUCGUGCGUCGUUCAUGACGGGACGCUAUCCAUUCCGUUACGGCCUGCAGCACUAUGUCAUGCAGGGAGGUCAUGACUAUGGUCUAUUCCUGAACGAGACUCUGAUACCGGAGAAGCUGAAAGGAGCAGGCUACAUGAACCACGCUGUGGGCAAGUGGCAUCUGGGCAUGUGUUCCUGGAAGCAUACUCCCACGUUCAGGGGGUUUGAUUCCUACUUUGGUUUCUACGGCGGAGGCGAGGAUUACUACACGCAUAAACACGGUGGAUACGACAUGCGCCGGGACAAGCAGCCUAACUGCGGAGAGGGAUGCUCAGAAGUGGCGUGGGAUGCGCAGGGACACUACUCCACACAUCUCUUUGCCGGAGAGGCAGUGGGCAUUAUCCAGGAGCAUGACGUUACCAAGCCACUGUUCCUAUACGCACCGUUUCAGGCCGUCCACGCGCCCGACGAAGUACCCGAGUCGUACAUCGAGCCGUACAACACUACUAUACCGGACAAGAAGAGGCGAACGUUUGCGGGUAUGUUGUCAGCACUGGAUGAAGGCGUUGGCAACAUCACCAAGGCCUUGAUGCAGAAAGACAUGUGGAACAACACAGUAUUUGUAUUCUCCACGGACAAUGGUGGCCCGAUAGCCGGCUCCUCUCGUUGUCACAUUUGCGGCGACAACACUGGCACAAACAACUAUCCGUUACGUGGCGGCAAGCAUACGCUCUGGGAAGGUGGUGUUAGAGGCACGGCGUUUGUGCACAGCAAGCGGAUCAGCAAGCCCGGCACCAAGCGAUACGGACUGAUGCAUGCCGUUGACUGGUUUCCGACCUUUCUGGAGCUGGCACGACUUGACCCGGACCAUCCGCCGACGUUCCCAUUGGACGGCGUCAGCCAGUGGACUAUGAUAUCGGAGGGUGUCAACUCCAGCAGAUCAGAGAUUGUGCUGAAUAUUGAUUCACUCCACAACACGCUGGGACCCAAGAGAGAAGGUGGAGGAGGCGAUGCAGCAUUUCGUCAAGGUGACUGGAAGCUGACUGUCGGUGAUCCAGGACCACCGGACAUCUGGUCAGCCAACCCAACAAACUCAUCAGAGCAUGUGCCCGAUGCCGUUCAGGCAGCCAAGACCCAUAACUUCAAGAUGAUGGUUGGCGCGGCAAACAAAACAGUACAGCUGUUCAACAUCGCCAGUGAUGAACGUGAAAUGCACAACGUAGCCGAGCAGAAUCCAUCGGUGGUGACAGCAAUGCUGUCUAAGCUGAUGCAGUACGCGGAAGAAAAGGUUCCGCCUCUCUUCUCCUUCGGCCCGGCUGACCCUAAGUCCAACGUCAAGAACUUCAACGACACGUGGACCCCGUGGACGGAUGAUUGCUGAACAAGUCAAGAAUUCGUAUCUGACCGUGUUGGCAAAUGCUGCUCAUAUCUAUAAAAUUAUUAGCACUAUUCAAUAAUUCUAUCUGCUUUUCUCAUAAUUUUGAAGUAUUUAAAUUCUAGGAUGAUUAUUAAAAAAUUUGAAUUCCCAAUCCAGGAAACUUUACAAUUUGCGAGGACUAUUUUCACAAGUUGAAUAGGAAAUGCGUGGGUGUGUUUUGCAUUCCGACACUUUUUCUUCUAUGUUGGAGAAGUUUUA
Sycon ciliatum is the source of this 2082-nucleotide messenger RNA. RefSeq names its product arylsulfatase B-like. The transcript is spliced from 14 exons. The record is from RefSeq and is a predicted model, not a curated record. Bases 211 to 1827 code for a protein of 538 amino acids. Lineage: Eukaryota; Metazoa; Porifera; Calcarea; Leucosolenida; Sycettidae.